CACACGGUUGAAGGCUUCGUGGUUUUUACAACAAAGAGACAUUUUGAAGGAAAGAUAUCGCAAAUGUAGAUGUUUGGAACGCUUCUUUGGCCGUUCAUCAUUUAUCUGGUUGCCAGUUCUUCCAUCGUGGAUCACAUUUUCUUGUGGCUCUAUCGUUUGAUGCCGGGAGGCAGAAAAUUUGCCAGUUUAAAGGCGAGUUCUCCUUCGAGUUUUCGAAGUCUUCAGACGGCGGUACGAGGUUGUAGGUAAGCUUACGUUUAGCCUGGGUUAAAUUCUUUCUUUUCACUACAGUGAGAGUUUGUCUUUAGUCUGUGUUUUGUCUGAAUGAGAAAAAAUCGCGCUGGUGCGAACUAUUAGUAUUGUUAGCAGAAGUGUUCCAGACUUGCUUGUCAUUAGUAGUGCCAUAUAUUAAGCUACUCGUUUUGUUGCUUUUGGCAUUUUAACUUUCACUUUCACUUUUUGCCUUUUUCAUCCCAGGAACGGAUCACUCCCACCCAACGGCGGAAUACACUCGAUUUCAUCACUGUUAACAAUCCCUCCUCUAUACCACUACCCUCACCCAAGCCUACCGGUGUUUACAUCAAUGGGAUUUGAAGUUUUAUUCCUUUCAUACCUUGUAUGUGCCCUGAUACUUCAACAUGUCAACAUCUACAAAACGGUACGUGCUUUUCUUUUGUUAAUAUUUUAACCGAGUUCAGUUUUUAUGGAAUAAUAGUGUUGUGAAUGAUUACUUCGCUUGAUGCAGUGCUUGAUGAAAUUGGAUGGCAGUGCCAAGCUGUAGUCAGCUGCUCGCCAGUUAAUUGUUAUUCACUUCCAUGGGGUAAACACUAAUUUUCACUUAAAGUAUUAUUUUUAUCCUUUUUGAGCACCAGGUGUCACCAUUUAUUGAGUUUGAAGCCAUCCUUAGAAAUCAACUUUUAGAGACAGUUACCUUUGUAGAAGGUUUAUAACGUUUUUGAAUGAACAUUUUAGUGUACAUGUAGGUUAUAAUAAUCUUGCCGAGUGAUAAUCGAUUUGCAUAUUAUGAACAAGUCUAGGAUUACUGCUGAAUUUUAAUUUGACAUUACUUAUCACGAAAAUGGAUUCUUAUGCUAAUUUAACAAACAAUCUGUCGUUGUUCUUUUCUAUGUAAUUUAGUAUUUUUAUUUAUUCUAUAAAAGAAGGCUUUACCUUAGUUUGUUUAGUUAAUUAGGAAGCAUUCACAGAAGUUAAAGGCAGCUCUAUUACCAAAAACUUGUAUUUGCUUGGAUCAUGGGUGAAAUUACCAACAAAAUUGCUCCAUACCCUACAAUAUACCGAUACCUAAUCCACUUUGUUCAUGGUUAAUUAUUUAUUUAACUUAAAAUUUAUUUUAAAGCAACAUUAAAAACCCUUUUUUAUGUGCCUGGACCCAGUUGCUCAAAGGCUGAUUAGCCCUAACUCGGUGUUAAAGUUUAAUCUGGGUUUUAUUUUUCUCUUCUUCAAAAGCACCUUCUCGUAUAAUUUUCUUUAUUAUUUUUAGAACAUCCACUUCCGUAUUUUAGCCAUAUAGCUGUUUGUCGCAGAUAAGAUUUCCUUGUUGUUUUUGAUCCCUUGUUGGAUUUCCUUAAACCAAAUUUCCCUGUUUUAUUUAUUUUUUAAUUUGGCCAGCAUUUAAGCUAUCUCUGCGACAUGUACAAUUCUAAAUUUGCUUGUUUACCCCUCCCUGCCUCCCGCCCCACCUCUUUCUCAAAUUUUCUUGAUUUUCCUGGGGGAGUUUGCCUCAGAGCAAGGUCUUUCUGUCUGAGAGACUUUGGCUGUACUUUCAUGAACACUUUUCCUUUUCAUGCUACGAGUUAAGAAAGAAAAUUGCCAUAAGCCAUAUAUGACUUUGUCAGAUUUAUCCACACAUCUACACCUCUGAAAAAUGUAUACUAAGUAAAGAAUGACAGGGGUUUGUAACAGUAGGAAAAGUGUGACAUUACCCUGACUUUGUCAGACUAUUCCACACAAUUUGCGCACCUCUGAGAAGUGUAGAACUAAGUAAAGAAUGACACGGAGUUCGUGACUGGCGGAAAAGUGUGACAUAUUGUCCUGACUUUGUCAGAUUAUUCCACACUUCCACAACUUUGAAAAGUGUAGAACGAAGUAAAGAGAGACGAGGGGUUCAUGACUGGGAAAAAGUGUGACUCACAAUAUCCUCAGUUUGUCAGACUAUUCCAUACUUCCAUAGCUCGCAGAAGUGUAGAAUUUGGAAUGAGAAAGGAAAUUAGGGAUCUUCCACACUUCCACACGUAUGAGAAGUGCAGAACUAAGGACAACAAAGGAAAGUAGGGAUCUUAAAGCCAGUGCUGGACAUUUGUGCACCCCGUCCCUGCAAAUUGUUUAAUAUCUCUGCUUGCUGGGGAUAGUAAUAAAACUAAAGAAUAUAAGAAAGACAAAAAGAAAAAUAAUAAUAUAUCCCAACUAUGCCUACAAGAAAAUCGUAGUUACAAUUGUAUAUCCUACAAAUUCAUAAAGUGUUAUUAUAACUACAGAGGCUGGAAAUGGUUUUUGUCUGCAUCUGCUGACUUGCACAUUAACUUUUUGAAACAAAACAUGCGUGCUCAAGCAUUUUUCCAGAAAUGAAAAAUAAUUUUGCUUGGAUUGACUCAUUUGGCAGCUUCUACUAUGCCAAUGUUUUAGGAGUAAGUAAGUGUAAGUGUGAAUCUCGUAGUACGUCACUUGCAGUGUUAUUAGUGGCCAAGUAUUUAGUGGUCUUGGGUACUUUGGCCACCCCUCGGCUAAGUAUCAAUCGGCUUGUUGGCUGUCAUAUAUAUGUGGACCAACACUCAGCUGAUUAAUGUGACCCACAUGUCAACCGUUGUGUCAGCCAACAUGUCGAGCGAGUGACCACUGACAUAUUGGCUUAUACAUAGUCGAUACUUGGGUGGUAUGCCAGACAACACUCAGUCAAUACAGCUAGUUUUACUGUACCAUGAGAUGUUGAUGGCAUAUCAGUUGACUUUUGGUUCCAUAUUAAUACACUGUCGUAUUUAGCAGUUAUUGAUUGUGGCUUUCGUAUGAUGUGAAGAAAUUAUGCAGAUCUCAGAAGUUGUUAUCCACAGAUCCUUAAUGUUUUAUCAUUAAUUCAAAAUAUUUCCAAGAUUUUUACAAGUUUACCUCCAUGUACACUUUCUUUAAAACAUUGCCCUAUUUCUCGGCAUGGUUUCAGGACCUUGGGUUUGCUUAACUGUCUUGGAUUCUCCCAACCUCUCAAAUGUUUAUAUCAGGCCAUGCAAACACAGAACAAGUUUUUGAUUGUUUUUGUAAAAUAACUGUUAUGUAAUAACUGUUAUGGGCAGUGAUUAAAAGAGAAAUUUUAACUAGUCACAAAGUGUGGUACAAGUUUUUUUCAGGCCCUAAUGACAAGCAUUGAGUUGACAUUUGAAGCAAUAUAUAUGUUGUGGUUCAAUUUUAUCCUUGGUUUAAUUUUUAUUUCCCUUUGUUUCAAACUCAUUAUCAUAUAUUACUAACCAUGCCCCAAAACAAAGGGAAAUAAAAAUUAAACCAAGGAUAAAAUUGUACCACAACAUAUAUUUUGUGUCAAAUAAUACAGUUUGCUGGGAGGGAGUGGCCUUUAAAUAGAUCAGUGCGAAGAGAGAAAUUUUUAAUCACUAAAAUUUAGUUAUAUUUAUGAAGUGACGUAAAAUUUAAAUGACCCUCAACAGGAGUUAAGGGCAACCUUAAGUUUGUUAAGUGUGUUUUUCACUCCAGUUGAAAAAGAUUGGGAAGGUAGGUGAACAUGGUGACUAACUUUUUGGUCGGAUGACAUAAAUUAAUUUAUUGCGUCUGUCACUGCAGAAUGUUCACAUGGUUGAUGUUCAUCUUGUUUGGUUCAUUGUUAUCUUCCUGAGCAGGAGAGUAGUUUGGAACAUGCUUGGCCAGGUAAUGUCCAAGUCACUUUUAUUCAAGUGCUCUAGAAUUUUUUUUUAAAACUUUUCCACACAGAAAAGCUUUUAAAAAGGUUUGCAGACUGAAGGAGAUGACCAUGGCCACCCUGUUCAGAAAGUCACUGUGGAAGAAUGUUUUUAUUUUUUUUAACUUUUAAAGGUGUUCCUAAUGUCUUAAACCUACCCAGGUUAAUUGUGGCCAAAGAAAAAAUUCACAAAAGUUUACAACCCCCACUUCCACACUUACCGCCACAUGAAAGCACCUUCCGAUCUUAUCUAUUGCCCUUAAUCAAUUAAUUUUUGUCUCCUUAAAAUUACGAAUCUCUUCAAAGUGAAGUUGUCUUUCGUUAAUAUUGAUAUUACUUGAUGUGUUGUUUACAGGCCCUGGCAUCUGAGGUUCUUUACACUGUCAGGUACUUUGCUGUCAUCUUCAUUAAGGGUGCAUUGCUUCUCCUACUUGUGGCAGGCUUUAUGUUGUUGUCUUGGAGGCUUAUUCAACAGAACAGCAUUCCUAAUUGCCUCUUCCUCUGUUAUCCGUAAGUACUUGUUUCAUUUGGUACAGGUGUCGUUAGCCAGCAUGUUGUGCAGUUAGCCUUGGCUGGUAGUCAAGCAGCAGAUUGAAUAAAGGAAUUCUGGUGCUGCAUCAUUGGGGAUUUGACAAAAAAGGAGGCAGCUGUACAGGUGUCCAUUUUGUGGAGGUGUCCAUUAAGAGAGAGUCCACUGUAAAGAAAGGGAGGGGCCAACUCUAGGUGGUUGUUUUACAGAGGUGUCCAUAAGAGAGAGUCGACUGUAAAGAAAGGGAGGGGCCAACUCUAGUUGGUUGUUUUACAGAGGUGUCUGUUAAAAGAGAGUCCACUGUAAAGAAAGGGAGGGGUCAACUCUAGGUGUUCGUUUUACAGAGGUGUCCAUCUUAUAGAGGUGUCCAUGAGAGUCCACUGUAAAGAAAGGGAGGGGCCAACUUUAGUUGGUCGUUUUACAGAGGUGUCCAUCUUAUAGAGGUGUCCAUAAGAGGGAGUCAACUGUAAAGAAAGGGAGGGGCCAACUCUAGGUGGUCCAUCUUAUAGAGGUGUCCAUAAGAGAGAGUCAACAGUAAAGAAAGGGAGGAGACAACUCUAGGUGAUCGUUUUACAGAGGUGUCCAUCUUAUAGAGGUGUCCAUGAGAGUCCACUGUAAAGAAAGGGAGGGGCCAACUUUAGGUGGUCGUUUUACAGAGGUGUCCAUAAGAGGGAGUCAACUGUAAAGAAAGGGAGGGGCCAACUUUAGGUGGUCGUUUUACAGAGGUGUCCAUAAGAGGAAGUCAACUGUAAAGAAAGGGAGGGGCCAACUCUAGGUGGUCCAUCUUAUAGAGGUGUCCAUAAGAGAGAGUCAACAGUAAAGAAGGGGAGGAGACAACUCUAGGUGAUCGUUUUACAGAGGUGUCCAUCUUAUAGAGGUGUCCAUAAGAGAGAGUGGACAGUAAAGAAAGGGAGGGGCCAACUCUAGGUGAUCGUUUUACAGAGGUGUCCAUCUUAUAGAGGUGUCCAUAAGAGAGGGUCGACAGUAAAGAAAGGGAGGAGCCAACUCUAGGUGAUCAUUUUACAGAGGUGUCCAUCUUAUAGAGGUGUGUCGGUGAGAGAGUCGACUGUAAACACUGUGGAUGGAAACAAAAUUACCCCUAAAUGCUGCCCAUGCAUUCAAUCAGACGAAUGUUGCAUUUAUGUCAGAAUUAUAAGAAAAAAUGAUAAAACUUUGUUCUCCACACCACCUGAAUAAUUACAAUUUUAUCUCAGCAAAAAAAGAGAGACAGUGAAAGUUUUGACAUCUGUCUGUUUUACGUAGUAGUUACCCAUGAUUUAUCGCAAUUAAUGUUGUCAGUGAUUAAAGAAAUGUGAUUUUGACCGCCUUUGAAUAAAAAUGUAAUAAACUUGCAGCGUUUAAUCAUUUACGCUGUUCACAUUUUGAAGAACUGAGACGAGAUGUGUUACCUUUGUUUCUGUAGGCUGGUAAUGUAUUUAUUCACAUUCGGCUUCACGUUGGAUCCCCAAGGAAGUAAAGUCAUGUUGAAAUUAAGUCCUCAUCAAGAGCUUGGCGCUCUGUCCCAGCUACAGUUGUUACAUACUACAUUACUGCACAAAGGUGUUAUGGUCAAUGGAAAUGCUAAGCAGGAACUUCCAGCUCCCCAGCCGUGCUCUCUCCCUCCUGAUGCUGUUCGAUAUGAAACGGAAUGUCUCCGAACAGAUUUCAACCUGCGGAUUAAACAAGUUCUAUUUCAAUCUCUAAUUUGUGCUUAUUAUGUUGGUUUCAUUCCAAUGAAAUUUUCAGAGGUGAGAAAUAUUACUUCUAAAAAGGUCAUUAUUUUACUUAUUAAUUAGUAAGGACAGAGGUUCGUAGUAAUUACAGUUAAACCUCUCUCACGUAGCCACCCAAAAUGCGAAGAUUUAGUGGUCACUUUUGAGAAUCAAACAAGGUAGAGGUCUCGACGUAUUUACCUGUUGGAAAAAAUUAUUGCACCAAGUCACAAUGUGUGUGGUUCCAUGUUGUCACUUACAUGUAAAGUUCUUCAUAUACUCUAAGUAGCGUAGUACAUACAGUGAACAUAGAGGUCAGAUCAUGAGUCAAGAGGUUUAGAAAAACUGUCACCCAAAGAAGUGAUCGUGUUGACUUAGAGAGGUGAUCAUGUAUGAGAGGCUCCAACCAAAGGGAUUGACUGGAAAAAGUUUGGUGGUUUGGAUAGCUGGUCACUUAUGGGAGGCGGUCUCACAUGGAGCCUUGUCUGUAUCAGCACAAUAGAUGCUUUGCAGUUAGUCACUCAUGUACUAAAAACUACCACGCUGUUGACGAAAGGAUGCACGAAAAACCAAGAUCUCACAUCUUUUAACCCUUUAAGUCCUAAUAGUGACCAACAUCAAUUUUCUCCCAACAAUAUCCAUACAUUGCCAAGAGAUUAGGUUAUGAGAAUUAAUAAAAUGAUCACCUAAGAGAAAACGCUAUGAUCUUUAUCAAAUUCUCUCAACUCAUUCUUUAAGGAAGUGCAUAGAGAUCAGUUAGGAGAAUUUGUACAUGUAUAUUGGGACUUAAGGGGUUAAUAUGGUAAUUUUUGUCUUCUCCCAGUGCGUCUCUUGCUCUCCAGCAUGGCAGUUUUGUACCACGUGAUUAACAAGCUAUAAAGGGCCAUUUUCUUGACCAUUUGUCGAUCCUUUCUUUGAUCUUUUCACAGCAACAUUACAUAUAUUAUGACAUGUGGUGGGCGUGUCAGCACACACUGUUUGUAUGGCUGAGUUCACUGCUAAUGCUUUUGAUGUUCAUGUUACCGCUGACCUACUGUGACGCUCUACACAAGUGCGCGCUGCAUCUUGGGGGAUGGGAAAGAUAUCCAUGUGGUCAUCGAGAUACGCCGCAUGUGUAAGUUAAUCAUUAUACUUCACCUGUGUUACUUGGUCAUUGACAUUACUAUCAGUAGCCCUUACGAGUAUUAAUGUCGAACUAAUUUGACUACUAAGUCUCAACUUAGAAUUGUAAAGUUGUAAGUUUUACAGUGAUGUAACUUCCAGAAAGAAUGCAAGUAAGGGGUUUUUUCUUGGUAUUGUAUUGACCAUUUUGCUGUGUGUUGUGGGGAAUGUUUAGUUAGUGUGUUUUGUAUGAUUGUCUGUUUGUUUUCAAAGUCACGUCCUUCGGUGACUACACCCUCGGCAACAGAAAGGAACGAGACGCAUUAGAGCUAAGCUACUGCCGUCCGCGGACACCAUUUCUCUUGCACCAAGUGUGAACAGAGCCUGCAAAGAGAAAUCAGGCAAAGAACAAAGCUUAUACUACUACAUGAGAAAUUUCCUGCAAUUUGAUUGGCUUAGAGCAGUGGUAUUUCAGCUUAAUUUGAAAUACCUACAUGUGAAAAUUACAAACUCUUUGUGGGUAGUAGUGUAAACAAAAAAUAGCAUGAUUUGUACGUGAUAUUUGGCAUAAAUACCACUCGUGAUAUUUCAAAAUUGUCUCAAGUUUCACUUGCCUAACGGCUCGUGAACUUACGUAUAACAAUUUUGAAAUAUCACUUGUGGUAUUUAUACCAAAUAUCACUACAAAUCAUGCUAUUACCUAUACUAAUGCAAGAAUGUGUUUACAAUCGCCGACCAGCGCUGGACUCAGUCUCGUUUUCUGCUUCUUCCUCUAGAUGGUCGGCGUUAACAGUAUGGCCUCAGGGGGUUCUAGUGCGGCAUGGUAAACUUCUCUAUAAAGCACUUGGUAUCCAUAAUGUAGCAAUCCCUGGAGACUCUCAUCAUGGAAGGUUUUUUGUAAGUAACCCAGCAGAACAACAUGUGUAAAGCCGCCCGAUGAACAAAACGCGCCAUUUUUCCAUCUUUGAUUUGGGGUGGGGGGGGGGGUCUAAAUUUCUGCAUUGUGGGACUAUUGCAGGGGACGCUUUCAGACCCAUUUUCCCGCGCAACUUUGUAAUAGCCAAUGAAAGAGGAGAUAGCGUCCUCCGAAACAGUCCCAUCAGCCAUUUCGACACAACACUGACCCAGUCUCCCGCCCAACCUUGAAUACCCAAUGACAUGAGUGUGGGAUGGAAGAAAAACUGUGUAUCCUUCUCCGGGAGAAUAGUACGUUUUUAGAAUAUACGUCCAUUUUCAUCAUAACUGUACAAUGAGAUUGAUGACGGAACAUAAAGUACUAAAUGUUCCAAAGUAUUUGUUUGUAUAAACCUUGGUGAAAUAGAGCACAUAAGAAGAGUUGUAUCUUUCUCCUUUCUCAGCACUCGGGAAAAAAUGUAUCUUUCGCGUUUCACUUCCAUAAUCGAAUCAAAGUAAGGGAAGUGGGCAAAACAAUUGUCUUCAACGAAGACCCACCUUGGUUAGGGUUGGUAGGGCUGUGCAAGACACCAUCCAUCAGAUACCCCUGAUCAGCAGAAAGUUUUGGCGUGAAAAAUCUAAGGUACGAAUUAAAUAUUUUGUGUGUCUAAACCCUGCAUGGUCAGGCAAACUACACUGGGACAUUAAAAUCGUAUCCUUUAUUUCUGCCAGCAAAAGAAGAGGCUAUGCAGAUAUGAACGCAUGGGAUCAUCAGACGUUUCUGGGAAACUGCCCACCUACCCCUCCCCUAAGCCAACAUUAACACUUGCUUCUCACUUAGGGCAAAAUGUUGGCUUAGGGGAGGGGUAGGUGGGCAAUUUCCCCAGAAACGUAUAAUGAGCACUAUUCAAAUUGGGGAAGGCGCUACAUGGAGAUGCUGCAGUGGUUCUCGGCUGUGUACAAUAGUUUUGACCAUUUUCCUAACAGUGUCUUCCUUUUGUUUACAGUUCAUGUUCGAGUCUCCUUUGCGUCUUAUCAACUGGAUGGCUGCAGUUCUCCUCUUACUGGUGUUAUAUCAGCUUUUUAUGAUAACGCGAUGUCACUCUUGGCACCAGCUCCUCUCGGUCACGGGUCUUCUAACGUUUAACUACCUCAUACUCUACAGGCUCUUCCGGGAUCGCUGGGCACUCCAGGCCGUGGUACAAGAGAGAACAGGAACGUGAGAGCCUUAAAAUAGAGCCUAUUAGAUAAGUACUGUAGUAUGUGAAUGCGAUUAGUUACAAUGGACUGGGCUUUUUAGUCACUUGAACUGCUACUGGUG
Molecule: messenger RNA, 9473 nt
Organism: Porites lobata
Lineage: Eukaryota; Metazoa; Cnidaria; Anthozoa; Scleractinia; Poritidae
Source: the annotation of a GenBank genome assembly